AUGAAAGUAAUACAUAUUUUAUUGAUAGUUUUAUCACUAUCUCUAAUAAAAGCAGAUUUGUUUGUUAAACUUGAUUCAACUUGUGGAUCCACUUGUGAUGGAACAUCAUCCAAACCUUUUACAAAUAUUCAAAGUGCAAUUAAUUCAAUUUCUUUAACUCAAAGAAAAAGUACGAUCAUCCAAUUGAAUGCAGGUACUUACACUGGUGUUCUCAAUACUGGUAUAAAUAUCGACAGACCAAUUAAAAUUAAAUCAAUUGGAGUGGUAAUAAUUGACUGUAAAAAGACUGGAAAUGCUUUCUUUGUCAAAGAUACAGAAUUUUUAUUGAGUGAUGUAACCAUUCAAGAUUGUUCUUCUUCUCUGGGAGGUGCUCUAACAAUUGAAAAUUCAAUGACAACCAUCACAAAAACAACGUUCACUGGAAAUAUUGCUUCAUUCGGUGGUGCAAUCUAUUCAAUUUCAAGUAAUAAUGUAAUUUAUUCUUCUAUUUUUGAUAAAAAUGUUGCUUUGGAGUUAGGAUCUGCAAUCUAUUCGAUUUCUUCAAAAUUCCAAAUUCUAUCGACAACAAAAUUCACUGGAGCAACUAAUGCAAAACCAACAUAUAUUGGAUGUAAAAAUUCAAACAUCAAACUUGAUGAUCAAGUUGAUAUCACUCAAUAUAUCACAUGUGAUAAAGGAUGUCUCGCUAAAUAUAAAUCAAAAUCAUAUUGUGAUUCUGCCUCUGAUACUUGUUCAUUUACUGGCGUAAUUCCAAGUAUUGUUGACGAUACAACAAUAUUUACAACAGGAAUGUUAUAUGAAGCAUUUUAUGAUGUUCUAAAUCCAUCUGGUCUUUUAUUCAAAAAGAUUGUUCCAGACAAUACAAUUGAAGAUUUCUUGAAUGGUCAUGAAGGAAAGGUUUAUGGUGUUCUAACUGGAUAUUUACACAUGGAUAAUUCAAUGAAAGUUAAAUUCAGAUUUGAAGGAAAGAAUCUUGGAUUCUCUUUGGAGGUCAAUGGUGUCAAAUAUUUGGAUGUUGCUCAAACAAACAAUUUUGAUUUCCCAUUUGAAAUCUAUUUGGUUUCAAAAGUUUCUCAUCAAAUUCAAAUUACUUUAAGUUCGGAUACAACAGGAGUUGGUCGUUCAUUCAAAUUGUAUCAAAUCUCACAUGAUUACAGAAUAUUCUAUACUAAAAAAAUUUGUGGUGAUGGUGUUCAAGAUGAUUUGGAUUAUUGUAUUGAAGACUCAUAUUCAAUUUAUGAUCCAACAAAGCCAGGAGAAGACAGAGUUUGUGGUGACAAAGAUUACCAUUUGAACUUCCAAGAUUGUUUCAAUGAAAUAUCACAAAAUUGUGAGAUUCCAAAGAAGAAAGAUCAUAUCAGUCCUCUUGGAAAUGUUGGUGGAAUGAUUGGUGAUCUUGUUGAGAAUCAAUAUCUUUGGAAUGUUCCAGGAUCUGAACAUUUCACUUAUGGAAUGAGUAUUCUCAGUGGACAACCAUCAAAAGCACCAGUAUUCCAAUUUGAUUAUUGUGUUGAAGUUGCCAACAAUAUUCUUGAAGAUCCAUACAGAAUGAUGGCAUAUGAAAUCCCACCAUCAUUGAACAUCAAAUCUCUUCCAAUAUGCACCUAUUCAACCUCCACAAAAAUGUAUAAUUCAUUUUCUGAAUAUCAAACAGAGUUCCAAUUAGAAGCUGGAUUGAAAACUUCAGGUGAUAUCAAGUUAGAAUUGAUCGAUUUCAAAGGUGCAUUCUCACUUGAAGGAUCAAUUGAAACAGCAAGAGAUCAAUCACAAUCAUCGACCAAAAAUAUUUUUGUGACAGAACUCAAUUGCACUACAACAUAUAUUGAGAUGGAUGAUCAAAGAAUCAGAUUCCAUCCAAUGUUCUUGAAAGAUCUUGCAACAAUCAAACAAGAAUCAGAUCUUUUGAAAAUAUUUGAUAAAUAUGGAACAUAUUAUUAUUCAAGUGCAUAUAUGGGUGGAAAGUUGGUUCAAAUUUCAACAACUUCUGAAAGUAUUGACACUGAUGAAAAGAAAAGUAAAUGGAGUAUUGCUGCUGAAUUAACUUUUGGUGCCUCUGCAAAUGUACCAGGUUUUAAUGGAGAAGGAAGUUCAAGUAUCAACUUUGGAAUGUCAUCUGAAGAAGAGUCAAUGUCUGAAGUUGAAAGUAAAUCAACAUAUUCAAGUAUCAUCACUUACGGUGGACCACCUGCGUCAUUUGCACCAUCUGAUAGUUUCCAAGCCACAACAUAUCGUGGUUGGUCAUCUUCAAUCGAUCUAUUACCAGUACCAAUUGGAUACAAUGUCAAACCAAUAAGUGAUUUACUCAAAGAUACUAAAUGGACCAUCAAACUUGGAUCAAAAACAUCCGAAGUUUUUGAACUUUGGGAAAAUAUGGAGAAGAUCUAUUAUCAAAUGAAUCGUAUCAAUCCAAUUCAACAACCUCAAGAUUUCAAAUAUUCUUUGAUUUUUGAUUUCAUAAGUGUUACCAAUCUUCCACAAUCGUUACCAGGUGACAUAGAAUUGCAAGUUAAAUGGACCAACAAAGCAGUGACUGAAAUAUUCAAAACACCAAUUAAAUUUGUGUAUUAUGACCCUGAUGGAACCGAAACCGAAUACCUUUUCCCUUAUUCUUACCAAACAGCCAGUCCAAUAGAUCCAAGAUGUGUUAAUAAUCCCAGUGUUUCGCUCUCCGGAACCGCAACCGAAAGUAAAACCUGUGAUCCAACAAACAAAGUUACUCCUACACUAUUCAGAGUUGAUUUCUAUGGACCAAAUUUCAUGGAGAGUGCCAAAAAACCUGAUAUUUAUAUAUUUGGAAUUAAUUAUAUAGGUGAAUCAACUCUAAUUUCUUGGUAUACUGGUGAAGCAAUUAAAUUAAAAAGAACAACUGGAGUUGAAUCUGUUUUGAGUACCUUUAGCCCAAAUACUGGAAGAGGAAUAUACCAAUUUGAAUCAGCUCGAACAACAUUGACUUCGACAACAAGCGACAAAGGUUCCUUUGAAACAUACAUUGGAACAGCUGGAAAUUCAAGAGAUUCUUUCUAUAACUAUAUUUACACAGUUUCAAAAGCCAAUUCCAAAGAUUUCAAUUUCUACAAUAGAUUCAGAAUUGAUAUUACAUUGUCAUCACAAAAGGAUAAACCUGUCACAAGAUUCUAUACAUUCCAUAGAGAAUGGACUGGUGCAUCACAAUUCAGAGUUGACUACCUUUUAUACACAGUGAACAACAAAACUACCACUGAAUGGAAAUCAAAAGUUUACUAUUAUCAUAUUCUCGAGAAUCCAGAGCUUCAAAGUUAUAGCGAUCUAGUUGCUGUUGACAACUACUUCCCAUUGAAACCAUUGAAUAAGGAUGUACCCUCCAAAUGGUUCUCUUUUGACAAUUACAACCAUCCAAGAGAUGGAGGAAGUGGAACAAUUGUCGAUCCAUUCAACUUCAACUCACCAAAUCCAUCUGUUGAAUUCUAUGAAUUUUCAUCUUAA
This is a messenger RNA of Heterostelium album PN500, 3462 nucleotides long. RefSeq lists its product as uncharacterized. The transcript has 12 exons. Lineage: Eukaryota; Evosea; Eumycetozoa; Acytosteliales; Acytosteliaceae. The coding region runs from base 1 to 3462 and encodes 1153 amino acids. The record is from RefSeq and is a predicted model, not a curated record.